Messenger RNA from Caenorhabditis elegans, 986 nucleotides. It is a transcript of the gene isp-1, whose product is annotated as Cytochrome b-c1 complex subunit Rieske, mitochondrial. The record is from RefSeq and is marked reviewed. Bases 16 to 846 code for a protein of 276 amino acids. Gene Ontology annotation, molecular function: quinol-cytochrome-c reductase activity; 2 iron, 2 sulfur cluster binding. Gene Ontology annotation, cellular component: membrane; mitochondrial inner membrane. Gene Ontology annotation, biological process: proton transmembrane transport. Lineage: Eukaryota; Metazoa; Nematoda; Chromadorea; Rhabditida; Rhabditidae. The transcript has 8 exons.
GCAUCAACUGGGGCAAUGGCUUCUCUUGCUAGAUCUGGAGGUUUUGCAGUCAAAGUGAUCAGCGGAUCCCAGCAACAUGUAAACUUUGUUGCCGCAACACCAGCCGCCGAUAAUGUCGCUGCUUUCCGCGAUGUUCCAGCUGAGUUCUCCACGGCUGAAGCUCGUCAAGCCGCUGUUAGUCACAGCACCGGAGGUGUCUUCACCAAUGGACUUGCUGUCAAGGGAAUCAAUGUCACCUCUCGCCGUUUGGCUCACACUGAUGUGACAUUCCCCGAUAUGUCAAACUAUCGUCGUGAUUCUACAAAGAACACUCAAGUGCCAGCCCGUGACACCGAGGAUCAACGUCGUGCUCUUCCAACUGCUCUGUAUUAUGGAGCUGGAGGAGUUCUAUCUUUGUGGGCCGGAAAGGAAGUUGUACAGACUCUUGUUUCUUACAAAGCUAUGGCAGCUGAUCAACGUGCCUUGGCUUCGAUCGAAAUCAACAUGGCUGAUAUUCCAGAAGGAAAAACAAAGACAUUCGAAUGGCGUGGAAAGCCAGUCUUCGUCAAACAUCGUACCAAGGCUGAGAUUGCCAAGGAAAAGGCCGUCCCUGUCGCCGAUCUCCGUCAUCCACAACAUGACGACGAACGUGUGCAGAAAGAUGAAUGGUCCGUUGUCAUUGGAGUGUGCACCCAUCUUGGAUGUGUCCCAAUUGCCGAUGCUGGAGAUUACGGAGGUUAUUACUGCCCUUGUCACGGAUCUCACUACGACGCUUCUGGACGUAUUAGAAAGGGACCAGCUCCAUUGAAUCUUCACGUACCAGCAUACUCGUUCAAGGAUGCCACCAUCGUCAUUGGAUCGAGCUAAAUAUUCAGAUUUUUUUGCAAAAGUUUCCCCGUCCCCACUUUGAAAACUCGCGUCUCCUAAUCGAAUGUGUGGUUUUCUCCUGUGAAAGUAGUUGUUCCCUUCUUUCUACGUCGUAUUCUUGGCAGAUAAAGUUUAUUUUU